This is a messenger RNA of Fonsecaea multimorphosa CBS 102226, 1512 nucleotides long. RefSeq lists its product as uncharacterized. The record is from RefSeq and is a predicted model, not a curated record. Bases 1 to 1512 code for a protein of 503 amino acids. The transcript has a single exon. NCBI's taxonomy places the organism in Eukaryota, Fungi, Ascomycota, Eurotiomycetes, Chaetothyriales, Herpotrichiellaceae.
AUGCCCCCAUCAUUGGCAAAAGGCGAACCCCAUACCAAUCCACAUUACACUUGUGGAAAGGGUGACUUUAAUGAACCUCCUGGAUGCUUGGAGCUCUAUGACAUCUCGGAUAGUGGUUCUUUCUGUCCACCUUUCCUACCUCAGCCAUCAACAUCAGUAUAUCCCGAGGAGAUGUUGGCGCCGUGGUCCUCGAAGCCCUCCCUGUCAUCCCUCAUUCACGCAGACACAAACAAUGACAGUACUUACACCAGGACUGAAUCCGAAUGCCUAUCCGCUACCUUGUCCAAUGAACAUGGUGACUGGCUCUCUGAAAAGACUCGCCUUCGUCCUCCAAGCCUGCUUCCACCGGCACCACAACUCAUUCGACCUCUAUCAGACACCGGCAAGGUUGAAUGUCGGUUAAUAUCACCAAAGUCAUCCAUGCGUCAUGACUUGAACACAAACUCGACCUCGACAGCGAAGAGCGAACUACUGAACCACUUGACUGCGAAGCUAGGAGAUAUCUCGCUGGAGCAGGAAGCUCUACCAACAUCCCCAACAAGUCCAAUCACCCCGGUUCCAUCUCUGACAAACUCGCGUCACUCUCGUUCAUCCUCUGCCAUAUCUGAAGGCUCUCCUUAUAGAGCUCUUGCCUCCACAAAUGACUGCUAUGAAAUGUUUCUGCCGCAUGAUCCCGACAGCCUUAUGGCACAUCCCAAGAGAACUUAUGAGGCCAACGUCGGUUCUGGUGUCCGCAGCAUCAACCCGCCGCUGCCCAACACUCUUUUGUAUCAGGACAACCAGCUUUGUUGGACCCCUCCGCCCAACAAUCUUCCAAAUCGCUCCAAGAUCCUAACUCUGCAGGCUUUUCCAGAUUCCGAUGUAGGAGCUACCACGGAUCAUUGGCCUCGAAGUUUUGAAGGAGAGAAGGAAGUGUCUUACAUCGACUGGGAUGACGAAGGCGGCCGCAGGCGCUACCAGUCACCGCUCAGGCGCAUUAAGAAGAGCUUUACAGAUCUUCGUGCCGCCGAACGCUUCAUCUCAGAGGCCAAGGUACGCAACAGAAUUUACUUGCCUCGACAUCAGGAUACCACGGAACAUAUGACCAACGCGCAGCGCCAUGAAGUAUGUGAAGCCAAUCAUGUUUUUGCACCCCAUCAGCAAGCCCGUCCCAGUCCUUCAAGUACUCCAAUGCUGAUGGAGGAAGAGAAGACUCUGCCGCGGCCCUCAGCCAAGUUGCGGAAAAAGCCCAGCACCAAAUUCUCCUGCCAAACCCCAUCCAAAAUGACGUCUCGGACAAAAACCUUCAAGCAAAAAAUUGGCAAAGGGAGUGAAAGCACCAAGUCGGAAUGUGCAUUGCUAGCCCCUGCACGAGACACCGGUAUACCUCCCACGCCACCUUCAACAGGGAAGAGGAAACGGGCCAAUACAACGACGUCAGAGCGGUCGAGGGAGGCGCAGACGAAGAAACUAAGACUUGGUGUUGUCGGGAAGUUGGUCACGCGACUUCUGGGGGCCAAGGAGGAGCGUUGA